AUGGGGAGCGGCGGCUCGGCGGGGCGCGGGGCGCGGCUGGCGGCGGCCGAGGGCCCGGAGGGCGGCGAGCAGCGGCUGGAGGUGCGGGGCGGGCGGGUGCCGGCGGCCCUGUGGGCCCAACGAGGGCUACGGAAACUCUACCUGAGCGGCACGGGGUUACGGGAACUACCGACCGAGCUGGCGGCCCUCCGGCACCUCCGCACCUUAGCCCUGGAUGGCAACGAGCUGCUGGAGGUGCCCGAGGCUCUGUGCCGCCUGCCCCGCCUGGCGCACCUCUACCUGGGCCGCAAUGGGCUGCGGGGGCUGCCGCCCGCCUUCGCCCGCCUGCAGAGCCUGCGCUGCCUCUGGCUGGAGGGCAACUUCCUCGCCCGCUUCCCCCGCGCCCUCCUCCGCCUGCCCGACCUCCGCAGCCUUCAGCUGGGCGACAACCGCCUGGCCCGCCUGCCCGCCGGGCUAGCCGGCAUGGCCGGCCUGCGAGGGCUCUGGCUUUACGGGAACCGCUUCGAGGAGUUUCCCCCCGCCCUGCUGCGUAUGGCCCACCUCCGCGUCCUCGACCUGGACCGCAACCGCAUCGCCCGCUUUCCCGACCUGGCCUGCCUCUCUGCCCUGCGCCUCCUCUCCUACGACCACAACCCCGUCCGGCAGCCGCCCCGCGUAGGGGACGCCGUUCGGCUGGUGGGCGAUGGGGCGCAGGAAUUCAUGGAGGCACGGCGGGAGCGCCUGCAGAGCCUCCGGCGCCAGGAGGAAGAGGAGGAGGAGGAAGGCACUGAGGCCCCACCGGUGGCCGCUGGGGACGGCUCCCCGCUGCUGGAGGAUGGGGAGGGCAGCUUUGCAGCCCUGCCAGGCUCCCCAGGGGAAACGUGA
Molecule: messenger RNA, 864 nt
Organism: Gymnogyps californianus (California condor)
Lineage: Eukaryota; Metazoa; Chordata; Aves; Accipitriformes; Cathartidae
Gene: LRRC10B
Product: leucine rich repeat containing 10B
Exons: 1
Coding region: 1-864 (287 amino acids)
Molecular function (GO): protein binding
Source: RefSeq, a predicted model, not a curated record